AUGCUGCCAGCCUGGCUGGAGGACCGUUGGCAACCCAUUCCCGAGCUGCACCCGCCGUCGCCGUGUCCAGGCUUAGAACUUCUACACCCUGAUUCUGUCGCGUACGGUACCGAUGACAGCAAUCGGGAUGUUCACUACUAUGGCGGCGAUGGCGACUUUGGUGGCGACGGUGGCGACAUCGCCGCCUGUGUUUUAUCCCCAUCACCCCCCGGCAUCCCCAGCGCCCACUCUUCGCGCUGUGUGCGGAGCCCCCUUGGAGGGAACGUCACCAGCAGAGGAGGGGGAGGGGGUGAGGGCCGCCUGGCCGCUGACCACGUCUUCGGACAUCGCCCACAUCGCCCACAUCACCCGAACGAACUAAAAAUUCCAGAAAAAAUCUUCUUGAAGCAGCAGCAGCAACAGGAGGGAUUGUCUCCAAUGCCGCCGCCGCCGCCGCCGAAGCAGCAGCAGCAGUCGCAGCAGCAGCAGCGGGUUCCUAACACUGGUGCAGCAGCAGGAGCCCCCACUGCCGCCGCUAUGCCGCUGCAGCCGCCGCGAGUCGCGGCAACCCAAAGCCAAAUCGCAAAUACCCAGCACCGACUGUACGAUCAACAGCAGCAACAGCAGCAGCACCACCACCACCAACAACACCGCCAAGAACAGCCGCAACGCCAUCACAACCACCACCACCACUACCAACAACAACAACGCAACCAGCAGUUUAACGACAAUAACCAACAUCAAUAUCAUGCCGAUUAUUAUCAUUUACAACACCGGCAAUACCAAUAUCAGUAUCAGAACCAGCAGGAGAUGGACGUCCAGGAACUAACCAUCGUCCCGGUGCAUACGGAGUCUUUUGCACCCACCAUCAUCAUGGCGGCAAAACCGACUGCGGUUUCGGCUGCGGCCCCCGUUGAUCCAGCAGCGACCUCCCCGGCCAGUACGGCACGGUAUUGCGGCGCUACUGACGAUUGGAAUCAUCAACAACAUCAACCUCAAUAUCAACAUCAGCCGCUUGAGACGCUGCAACGUCCCAUCCAUCAAUCCGGGCCGAAGCAACCACUUCACCAGCAGCCGCUACAGCCGCCACCGGUGUGUCAUCAGCCACGACUGGCCCCUGCGCCGCGUCCUCUCCAGCUACAGCCACAGCGGCGUCCACUUUUCCAGGAGCCGCCGCCGCCGCAGCAGCAGCCGCAGCAGGACGAGAGGCGAGGACAGCACCCGGGGGAGCCGUACCAAGUGCGAGUUGCCGCUGUGGAGGCAGUGGCCGCUUUGCGCGAGGGCUUGCUGCUCCGGCAGCUGCAGAUAGCUGCCGCGGCGGGGGAGCUCCGGGGCCAGCGGCACCAGCGGCAGUUGGCGGUCACGGAGAUGGCGGCGGCGGUGCGGGAGGCUGAGCUGGCGGGCCGGGUCGCGGAGCUGCAACAGGCCGCUACAGCCCGUGAGCAGCAGCACCGGCAGGAGCUUGCAGGGGCGUACGACAUGGCGUCAUGGAUUGCUGUACAUGCUGACGGCGCUUUAUGGCCCGGUAGCACCGGCGGAGCGUCUGAGCAGCGUCGGCAGCAGCAGUGGCAGCAGGAUAUGCAGGAGCGGCGGAGGCAGGCCGCAGUGGCAGCGGCAGUAGCAGCCGCAGCGGAACAGGAACGUCAGCUGCAGUGGCGGACAACGGCGGCGGAGCGCCAGGCCGAAGCGGUACUGGAUCUGCAGCGACGGCGAAGAGAUGAGGUGGACCGCCAGGCUGCGGCGAUAGUAGAGGAAGAGGCGGAGCGCCAGCGGCGGCGGCACGUCGAGAUGGCGGAGAAGGCGGCUGCCGUAUUGCAGUACGGUGAGCAGCGACGGGCGAAUGUGGCUCGCCAGGCGACUGCCAUUCGUGAGUCAGACAGCAUGCGGCUUGCUGACGUGGCGCGGUGCGCGGUGGCGAUGGGGGAGGAGAGCCAGCGGCGCCGGGCGGAGGCGGUGAGUCAUGCCGUACAGGUUGGCGAGCAGCGGCUAGCACGGCAGGCGGCGGCUGAAGCACAGGCGGCGUUGUACGGCGAGCAGCGACACCGCCGUCAGGUCGCUGCAGCAGCGCAAGCGGAGCAGGCCGUACAGUACCGCGACUGGGAACACCGUCACAUGCAAAUGGCGGUGGCGGCAGAGGCGGAUCGCAUGGCGUGCCUCCACCACCAACAGCAGCUCGAAGUGGCUGACCGGGUGCUGGAGGCGGGUGCCCAGCAGCAGCGACGGCACGCGGAGGAGAUGGAGGUGGAGGAGCGGAAGCGGAAGCGGAGACUGCGGCGGCGACAUUGA
Molecule: messenger RNA, 2265 nt
Organism: Volvox carteri f. nagariensis
Lineage: Eukaryota; Viridiplantae; Chlorophyta; Chlorophyceae; Chlamydomonadales; Volvocaceae
Exons: 3
Coding region: 1-2265 (754 amino acids)
Source: RefSeq, a predicted model, not a curated record